This is a messenger RNA of Bombyx mori (domestic silkworm), 2450 nucleotides long. RefSeq names its product cytochrome P450 4C1. The transcript is spliced from 10 exons. Bases 469 to 1941 code for a protein of 490 amino acids. Lineage: Eukaryota; Metazoa; Arthropoda; Insecta; Lepidoptera; Bombycidae. Gene Ontology annotation, molecular function: heme binding; oxidoreductase activity, acting on paired donors, with incorporation or reduction of molecular oxygen; monooxygenase activity. The record is from RefSeq and is a predicted model, not a curated record.
GAGGCCGCUGAAGCCUUAUUUGGGUCCGGCUAAUUAACCGCCACCCAACAUUCGGCGUUGACUGUUUUACGGCGGAGAAGUCGAACUCCAACUCAACCCUACUUUUUCUCAUCCAGGCUUAGGCACGGGUAACAGUAAAAAAAAACCACAGUCUAAUUGAGAACCUCCUCCUUUUUUCGAUGUCAGUUAAAACCCGUUAAUUAAAGAGCAUUUAUUUUGAAAUCACACACACACACACACACACACAUUAAAUUCUUAAUUAUUUAUAAAAUAUGUGUACAUUAAGCGAAUUUACGUUCCGCGGACAAAAAGGCAUUUACACAAGUGAUUAAUUCAAGGAUCUUUAAAUAAUAAAUAUAUUACGAACGUGUAUUUUCGUAUAGAACUUAACUGAUGUUCAUUGAUCAGAUUCGGAUGGAACACAUUACGUGUGGUUUGAAAUAACAGUACAUUUAUAAAGGAAACAACAUGUGGUUCAGUCUUGUAGUCGUCGCUGUGAUAUACGCACUGUGGAAACUCUUUUACAAGGAGGAUGAUCCUAUAGACUCAUUACCUGGUCCUACCAAAUUACCGAUCAUUGGUAAUAUGUUGGAUAUGUUCAACAUGACGCCUGGCGAAAAAUUCAAGUACGAACGUCAACUUUCAAAGACGUACAAACAACGGUACAUGCAGAAGAUAUUCUAUCGUCGUAUCGUCUACGUCCACCACCCUGACGAUGUCGAGGUCGUCCUGUCACACUCGAAGAAUAUUACCAAGAACGUGAAUUACGAUUUCUUGAAACCCUGGCUCGGUACUGGCUUGCUACUAUCAACCGGCAGUAAAUGGUUCAAGAGAAGGAAGAUCCUAACUUCGGCGUUCCAUUUUGAUAUACUCAAGGACUUCGCAAGCCUUUUUGAGGAGAAGAGCCGUCGUCUGGUGGACCAGCUUAGGGCCAAUAACGGAGAGCCAAUUAGUUUAUUACCUGUCAUGAGUAACUACACUUUGUUUACCCUUUGUGAGACCGCAUUGGGCACAAAAUUAGACACAGAUCGAUCGGUAGCUGCGGCCGAAUACAAAGAUGCCAUCUCGAAAACCGCUCAAAUAAGUAUUUAUCGACUGCCCAGAAUUUGGCUUUACAUCGAUGCAAUAUUCAAUAGAACAAGUGCGGGCAGAGAAUUUGCUAAAAACGUUGACAUCAUCCAUUCUUUCGCUGAUAACGUCAUCGUCCAGAGAAAGGAACAGAGACUGAACAGCCUUGAUAAAGGACUGGUGGAACGUGAUGAAUUUAACAGAAAGAAGAGAACGGCGCUGUUGGAUUUGCUUCUAGAAGCAGAAGCGAAACGUGAAAUUGAUUUAGAAGGGAUCCGGGAAGAAGUCAACACAUUUAUGUUUGCGGGACACGAUACUACGGGAACUGCUUUGACUUUCUCGCUCAUGCUGCUAUCAGAUCACGAGGAAGCACAGGAACGCAUCUUGGAAGAGUACAAUGAAGUAAUGCGCGGGAAAGAAACGCCGACUCUGUCCGAAUUCGCAGAAAUGAAAUACCUCGACGCGGUCAUCAAAGAAACCUUAAGGCUUUAUCCGAAUCCGCACAGAGUAGGCAGAGUUCUAACCGAAGACAUCACUUUAGGUGGUGUACCAAUAAAGGCUGGUACAGAAAUAGGCGUGCAAAUCAUCGACCUGCAUCACCGCGAGGACUUCUUUCCCGAGCCUGAGAAAUUCCGGCCCGAGAGGUUCCUCCGCGGGGAAAUACAGCAUCCGUACAGCUUUGUUCCGUUUAGCGCGGGACCCAGGAACUGCUUAGGUCAAAAGUUCGCCAUGCUGGAGAUUAAGAGCGUCUUAACUCACAUCUGCAAUAACUUCAAAUUAGUGCCGAUGAAGAGGAACUGGCGAGUCGAGACAGUCAGCGACAUAGUUCUGAAACCAGCUGAACCUAUUUACAUUAAAUUUGUACCGCGAUAAGUUCCAAACGUUGCUGUUUCACAUCGAACUCGAUCGAAGACACAACGCCUUGACUUCUUGUUAGUUUUAUUUGCUUCCAAUUGUAGGGGAAUGAUACCCCGCCUCGCUUAGCUGUUUACUAUGCAGUUAUAGUAAUGAGCAACAUACGUUAGUCAGUCAGUGGUUGACGCGCAGCGAUCCACCGCGGUCGCUGACGCGAAUAAACAUGUUAUUAUAAGUAAUGUUUUACUGACCGUUCCGCUGAGGUUUAUGGAGGACAACACGCAUCAAACAACCAACGCACACACCUCCUCCUUCUCCACCCAAUAAACCUCACACAAUCUUGGUCGUGUUUACGAAUCACGUUAGUCUUAGCGGUCACAAACUACAACAAUCAGGAAACAGCUAAUUCCUUCGAUCGUGCCUGCGACUUGUGAAAACCUCCUAAACAACUAAUCUACAUCUAUCUUCACUAGGAAAAUAAAAUACUAGUUCACAGUUUUCAAAUAAAGUUUGAUGUUCAAAGAUGA